This is a messenger RNA of Seriola dumerili (greater amberjack), 2940 nucleotides long. RefSeq names its product desumoylating isopeptidase 1-like. The record is from RefSeq and is a predicted model, not a curated record. NCBI's taxonomy places the organism in Eukaryota, Metazoa, Chordata, Actinopteri, Carangiformes, Carangidae. Gene Ontology annotation, molecular function: peptidase activity. The transcript is spliced from 6 exons. Bases 275 to 769 code for a protein of 164 amino acids. Gene Ontology annotation, biological process: protein modification by small protein removal.
UAGUGACACAGCAGGACCUGCCACAACCCGGACACCUCGGGCUAUUGCUGGGAGAUUUAUUUUACUAUUAUAUUUAUUAUUAUUUAUUUCACUUUAAUUAGUCUGUAGCUUAUAUUUAUAUCCGUAACAGUUCAACUAUUCGCUUUUUUUUUUAUUAAAGUUUUAUGUGCUAGCUACCGGUAAGCUAGCUAGCCGGCCAGCUGUUGGUGGAUGUGAGUCAGCUAACUUUACAUUAAGUUAGCAGCAGUUGUCAUUUUGAAGACAUUCCUUUACCAUGGAGCAAACUGGCUCUUUCCCAGUGAAACUGUACAUUUACGACCUGUCCAGAGGAAUGGCCCGCCAGCUGAGUUCUGUCAUGCUAGGGAAACAUCUUGAUGGGAUAUGGCACACUGCUAUUGUGGUCCAUGGACAGGAGUACUUCUUUGUUGGGGAGGGCAUCAACAAAUGUUCACCUGGUGGUACUCCCUUGGGUGAGCCUGACUCCAUCGUGGACCUGGGCUUCACUGAGGUUCCUGCAGAACUCUUCACUGAGUAUCUGACUUCACUGGCAGAGUCGACAUACAGAGGUGACACGUACAACUUGUUCGAGCACAACUGUAACUCUUUCAGCAACGAGGUGGCUCAGUUCUUAACAGGCAAAAAGAUCCCAUCGUACAUUACAGACCUUCCAUCGGAAGUACUAUCCACGCCAUUUGGCCAGGCUCUCCGUCCCUUACUGGAUUCCGUUGUCAUAAAUCCUGGAGGCAGCAACAUAACCGGACAGCGAUAGACAGGGCUCGGUAUAUUUUCAUUUGAAGGUUUGGGUGAGAGUGGGAUGUUCACCGCCGGCCACCAGUCAGACCUCAUCUGUGCCUGUGACUGACACAUUGAUCUGUGCUGCCAGUCACAUUUCCAUCUCACCAACUAUUCCUCGGAUGCUCUUCUCGGUUCACUUUCAAGCCUGUUUCUGCACACUCUACAUAUCUGAACUUUUAAAGUGGGUCAGUGAUGGGGACCAGGAGACUAAAAUGAAUAGAUUGCUACUAUGUGUGUGCUCUAAAUCGGAUGCACUUCCUGUGGUUCAACCGAAUCAUUAUAUAUCCUACAGAUUUGAUUUUUUUAAUUUGUUAUUUUAAGCUGAACUCGUCCUUUGCCGCACUGGUACUGUUUCUAAAUACACAUCCUCAUUCUUCACUAAGGUGCUUCAUCAUGGCAGUCUUUUAGGAAGCGUGUUAAAAUUAGCUAACUAGUUCAGAAAGUGAUUGAUAUGUAUAGAUAUCAAUAUGCUUAAAAUGAUAACAUGUUAAAAAGGACUGCAACAGUUACUUGUUAAAAUGUAAUUUCCUUGAUAUAUACAGGACUUGUAUAUAACCAGCUCUUACCUCAUUAGCCUGACUAAUCCUGUCAUAACUUAGCCUUAUCAUGCUCUUACCAAACCUUGUCUUUCGCCCUUCCUGUCGCAAUAUAUCGAUGACAGCUGACUCUUUGGGAAAGAGAGUGGAGUUUAAUCCCUCUGAUAAGAUGCCACAUCUUCCCAUUGCAACACCUCCUUGUGAAAAUUCUCUCCGGCUACAUAGUUUUUGGUUCACUGUGCACAUCUCGGGUUAAAAGUUGUGAGCCUCGCUUCAUCAACGGCGGAUGCUGUUAAUUGCAGAUUCCCAAUUCUCCUGAUGUUUGGGCACAGUUAUGCUCCAAGCUGUAUUUUAAUGGCUGUUAAUGGGUCUUGUGGUGUCUCCAAGGUUUUGUAAUCCUCUAAAUUUGUUACUUUAAUAACUGAAAACAAGACCAUAAUGGUAAACAAGGUGCCAAAUUGGGGUUAAUAGUAGUUCAAGACAAAUUAGCAAAAAUAUUCCACAGUGUCACAAUGUUAAGAAAUUCUUCCUGAAUCUGCACCUUUGGUACCAAAAACUAGUCUCUCUUUAUUUGUUAUAGCCAAAUUGUAUUGCAUACAGACAUACAAGUCCAAAAAUGUAAUACAUGAGUGAUGAGCUGAGGGUCUUUUGAAUGUAAAUUUAGUGUGUGUGUGUGUGUGUGCUUUUCUUUUAUAAUGAAAAGCAGUCUAGUUCACUGCUGGUAUUGGUAUGGUUAAUAUUGCUCAUUUCCCGUUUUGAUUUUUUUCUCUUUUUUUUUUCCUGUGGAUAUUAUUACUGCACUCCAAAGGGCAAGGCCACACAGUAAGUUAAAAAGGAAGGAAACAAGUCUCUCAGUAAAGUAGUUCUUUCAGCUGCUUUACCUUUGGGGAAUUUGUAAAGUUUAUAAAGGUAGACUGUUCAAUAUCCAACAAUUCUGUCUGAUAAUAUUGAAGAAUUUGUACUUACGUUAUGCCAACAGCCACUUAACUCCAUUAUCGUGUGGCCAUUCGUCCCUCCUUAAGGAAAAACAUGAUGCCAUCCAGUUUCUUUCUCAGUAUAUUUUAGUAUUCAGGACAAAACCUUUUGUGAGUUACAUUCCUGACUAGUUUCCUUUGAAUUAUUUUUAUUUUGAAUAUACUUAUUGCUAUUAUACCUACUUGAACAUGCUUAAAGGGUGUCUGCAGGUCAUUAACAAGUAUUUAAUUUAAUUUUGCAAAUACAUGCACAAGGCCUCUAUAGUCACUUAUAAUUCUCUUGAAUAUCAUCGUGUAAGAUCUUAAUUUUUAAUUAAAAUAUAUAAUUAGAUUUAAUUUUGUUUUUAUUUAUGCACUCGAGUGAACCUGUUGGGAAAAGGAUUUUUCUAGAUAAACUAAACUCCCUUUUAAUAACCUGUCAUACGAUCCUGUGUAGGAGAAAUUAAUCGAAACUUUAACGUUAUUUACACAAACAUUGGUCUUUUUGUAAUUUAAAGGUAAAAGUAUUAAAGGGACUAAAUUUACUGUGACCCUGCACUUGUUAAAUGUGUGACCUUUUGAAACUUGACUCAAGUUGUGAUAUUAAAAUAUCCCUAUACUGUUUCUUGUUCAACAGUAUGAUACUUGCAAAUGAA